This is a messenger RNA of Monosiga brevicollis MX1, 1539 nucleotides long. RefSeq lists its product as uncharacterized. Gene Ontology annotation, molecular function: extracellular matrix structural constituent. The transcript is spliced from 12 exons. The record is from RefSeq and is a predicted model, not a curated record. Bases 1 to 1539 code for a protein of 512 amino acids. NCBI's taxonomy places the organism in Eukaryota, Choanoflagellata, Craspedida, Salpingoecidae.
AUGACGACCAUGAUGGCCACAUGGUGUCUUCUUUUGCUCGCCGCCACGCCUCUUGUUCAGGGUGUUGAGCCCAUGAUCGAAACCACAGGCAACACCCUUCGCUUCGUGGCCAAGGCAGCAGUCUUUGAGGUCGAUGGGCACACGGUGGACGUUGCUGAGCUGCACCAAAACCAACUCGACAUGGGCCUUUUCGUCGACGCCUUGAACACAAACCUAUCAAGUGUCGCCGCUGAGGCUCAAGGCCGCUCCAACACCCUGCAAGGUGCUUUGGCGACUCUGCAGGGCACCGUCACGACCAAUUUCUCCCGCCUUGAUGAUCAUCUUCAAGAGACCAAUGCGGCCACCAAUGGGCGCAUCUCUGCCCUCAACUCCAGCCUGCAAUCCUCGUUGCAAGAGGUGGCCGUCAGCAUGGCCGCGGACCGUGAAGACCUUGCCACACUGGAAAGCAACCUCAAUCAGAGCCGAAUUCAAAUGGAUCAAGCGCUAGCUGAUACUUAUGCCAAUCUGAGUUUCUUCACUCUGCAAAAUCGCCGAGAAUUGCACGAGCUCUUCAACAACUCGCUCAAUGUGACCGCCGAUACCAUCAGCAGCAACCUCCUCGAGGAGAUCGAUAGCGCUGUGACCCGAGCAAAUACGAUUGAGGAUCAGGUGGAUAGCUUGCAGACCAGCACUGCUGCAGAAAUCACCCGACUGGAUUCGAGUGUACAAGACAUGGCCAAUGCCGUCCGCGAGGAAAUUGCUGGCAACCGCACGGAGUUGAGCAACGCAGUCGCCGAGGACGUCGAUGCCGUCAGCUCUCGAGUCACCAACCUGGAAAAUCAGCCUUUUGUUCUUCAGUCGCAGCUCACCGCAGCUCAAACCGCCUUGUCAAGUGAUAUAUCCGAGGAAAACGGCCUGGUGUACACUGUGAUUGCGGCACCCACCGCCUUGCCCUUGGCUCAUCACGUGGUUUUGGACAAUGAUGCUGACAACUAUGAAAAUGUCCGGGAUCAAAUUGCUGCCCAUGCAUUUGACUAUGGCCUGCCUGAUCACCAGAUUCGCGCGUUAAUGGCCCAGUCAUCACACGCCACGCAGCAGGUGACGCUGAACUGCCAAGGCAUCAUCAACUUUCUCAACACAAACAACAGGAGCUAUUAUGCCUAUCCUGCCAUUUGGACUUCGCUUGAUGGCGAUGCCUGGACCGUACCCACGGCGGAUGAACUGGUAGAGGCUCGCCGCAUCUACCGUCCGCGCCUGAUCCAAGAUGGCUGCUAUCAAAAUAGCGGCAGCGUGAUUAGCAAGACUGUGUCUCUGCUGGAGGGUCCAGCUGCUUCGUUGCCCGUGGCAGAUCUGUACCUCUAUGACUUUGGUGGUCCCGUGACAACGCCUUACAUGUUCAAUAGCAUUGGCAGCGGUGUCGAUGUUCGUUUCAAGGCCUCACAAGGCUAUGUCUGGACCAUUGAUGACUACACGGUGCGCAACGAUGAGUGCCAUGUCAACAACAACAAUCAGCUUCUAUCGGGUGUUGCUGACCUAGUGGGCGAGCCUUCGAGUGAGUGA